Ricinus communis (castor bean) is the source of this 1450-nucleotide messenger RNA. RefSeq lists its product as uncharacterized. The transcript has 3 exons. The record is from RefSeq and is a predicted model, not a curated record. Lineage: Eukaryota; Viridiplantae; Streptophyta; Magnoliopsida; Malpighiales; Euphorbiaceae. Bases 248 to 883 code for a protein of 211 amino acids.
CAUUCAAAUUGUUAUUAUUAUUAUUAUUAUUAUUAUUUUCCAUUUCUCUUCUUCUUUAUUAUUUCCGCUUUAAAUAUAUUUUGCAAGAAAUGUCUCUUUGCAUAUAAAAACUCUCUCUUCAUUGGCUUUCUCUCUCUCUCUCUCUCUCAUCAACACAGAUUACCUCAGUCUCUUCAUCUUUUUUCUUGUACAUAAGAGUCUCUCUGUCAUCAAGAAUUCAAGCAAAUAAACAAGAGCAAAACAAGAGAUGGGUUUUGCUAAAGAAGUGCAAUCAAUCAUUAGACUAUUGAGAUUUUUAAAGACUCUAUUUUUCUUGAUCACUCUGUUAAUUUCUUUUCUUGUGUUCUCUGCACCAGUUCUUCUUGUUUUAGCUGAUACCCUUCUUCCUUUCUCUCUUCUUUCUGCUUCUCUUUCUCCUUCUUCUUCUUUAUCUCUCAAAACCCUUUCUUCCCAUUUCAACAACUAUGAUUUUAGAUACUCUCUCAUUGAUAUACCCCUCAUAUCCAUAAUUAGAUCAGCUGUCAUCAUCUGUGUUUACAGUUUGUGUGAUGGCCCAAGAUUAUCAAGAGGGCCCUAUUUGGGGAUUACAACAAUAUGUUCUGUUUCAUCACUAAUUUAUGUGUCAUUAAAGGCACCCUAUGUGUUCAGUGUCUCAAGGAUUGAAGAAGAUCAUGAUAAAGGAGAGUAUGUCAGAGCCAUGGAAAUUGCUUUGUUUGCUUGUUCCUUUGUCUUAGCAAUUGGACAUAUUGUUGUUGCAUACAGAACAAGUUGCAGAGAAAGAAGAAAGCUUUUAGUCUACAAAAUUGACAUUGAAGCUGUUUCUGCUUGCAAGAAUGGAUUUCCUGGAUACAAGAAGAUUCCAAAAGAAGAAAGGGUCAAGUAAUUUACCACAGAAAAAUGAAGAACUAACAAACAUCAUACAUCAAAUUCUUAUGUACCCAGUUGUAGGUAAUGUUCAAAAUCCCUUUCUGUUUCUAGAUACAUCAUUGCCUGAAACCAACUGAUCACCAAACUAACUAAAUUAUCUCCAUUUGGCAAUUUUGGGCACAGGUUUAUCUAAAAGACAAAUCUGCAAGUUAGAGGUUAUUGAAGAAGCAAAACUAACAAAGAGGCUAGGGACUAACAAUUAGUACCCACAUUUUAGAUAUCAUAUGUGUCACCUUUUUUUUUUCUUUUUAUAUAGUAUAUAGGGAUUGUACUAAUGGUUUUGUAUCACUAUAGAGGUUGUGGCUUGAGUAUACAAAUAGCAUUAUUUUCUUCUUGGUAUUGAUUGAUUCAACAUGUACAUGUAUAGCUUUUGUAUUUACAUUACAAAAUCUGGAAGGAUUAUACAUAGUAGCCAAAAAUACCCUUGUUUGAAACAUAAAGUGGAUGUUUUUACUUGUCACAGGACUCUUUCCCUGAUGGUUAGAGUAAAAAAAAGAUCAAUGAAUCAAGGAGUGUUAUUAGA